Messenger RNA from Carassius carassius (crucian carp), 1546 nucleotides. RefSeq names its product testis enhanced gene transcript (BAX inhibitor 1) (gene tmbim6). The transcript has 10 exons. Gene Ontology annotation, molecular function: enzyme binding. Gene Ontology annotation, cellular component: mitochondrial membrane. Gene Ontology annotation, biological process: cellular response to unfolded protein; negative regulation of endoribonuclease activity; negative regulation of RNA splicing. Lineage: Eukaryota; Metazoa; Chordata; Actinopteri; Cypriniformes; Cyprinidae. The coding region runs from base 190 to 900 and encodes 236 amino acids. The record is from RefSeq and is a predicted model, not a curated record.
AUGGAUGCCAACUGCCGUAAAAAUCCAAUGAAGAAGAAGAAGAAGACGAGCGUGUGACGCCAUCGCGUUGUUUGUCACUCAGUCGCUGUACGUGUCGAGGACGCAUUGAUUCAGAUCCAGGCCUUCUUACAACAGACGGGAUAUUCACAUCUUAUGGUGGUUUCCUGAGAUCACUAAAGCAGCAGAAAAAUGAACAUGUUUGAUCGCAGCAUCAACUUUGAUGCUCUCUUAAAGUUUUCUCAAAUCUCUCGCUCGACUCAGCAGCAUCUGAAGAAUGUCUACGCCAGUCUGGCUCUGUGCAUGCUGGUGGCAGCCGCUGGCUCCUACAUCUUCUUCAUCACAAGAAUGUUUCAGGGUGGGCUGACCAUGAUUGGAUCACUGGCUAUGAUGAUUUGGCUUGCCAUGACCCCUCACAGCCCUCAGACUGAGAAGAAGAGGUUGGCCAUCCUCGCUGCUUUUGCUUUCUUCACAGGUCUUGGACUCGGCCCGCUCAUGGACUACGUCAUAAGUGUCAACCCGAGCAUAAUCCUGACUGCUUUCCUGGGCACCUCUGUCAUCUUUACCUGCUUCACCCUGAGCGCCCUCUAUGCACAGCGCAGAAGUUAUCUCUUCUUGGGAGGCACACUGAUGUCAGCGCUGACUGUUCUUCUGCUCGUCUCGGUCUUCAAUAUGUUCUUCGCCUCAGAAAUACUCUUUAAGGCUCAUGUGUAUCUGGGUCUGGUCGUCAUGUGUGGCUUUGUGCUGUUUGACACACAGUUGAUUAUUGAGAAGGCAGAAAUGGGAGACAAAGAUUACAUCUGGCAUUGUGUCGACCUCUUCCUGGACUUUGUGACCAUCUUCAGAAAGCUUCUCAUCAUCCUCUCUAUGAAUGAGAAGGACAAGAAGAAGGAGAAGAAGUAAUUGUCGUAAGCGUGAAAACAUCUGUGAGCUGAAUACGUGUCAGCAGCUUCAUUAUGAAUCUGAUUACAUAUAGUUUGAUUAUAUUUUGUGAUUUGAUAGUCUUAAUUUUAUUUUUGAAAUUUGGAUAUGUUGUCAAGCUGAUGACCUAAUGUUGUUUGACUGUAGAUUUUGAAAUCUUAUUUAAAAGUUUAGGUUGGACUUUAAUUUCUUUUACUUACUGCAACUCUUUGAGGCAGAAAAUAGAGAUCUGUAGAAAAGGAAUCUCAUGGGGUCUCGUAAAAAAAUUUGAUUUAAUAUUGUACAUACAAUAGAAACUUUUGAGUGUAAUGCAGGUGUUACUGCUAGGUGAUCGGAGACUUUCUUACCUAUACUCUCAACAAUAUUAAAUUGUGUAUCAUAAAUACCUUCUAAUCAUAACUUAGUUGUGCUUCAGUAAACUGCUUUUUUUUGUUUAUUGUGUUAAUUCUUUUACUAAUUUUUUUUUCCUAAUUGCCAAUGCACAUUACAUUGUUUUUGUAGCUGCUGGUGCCAAUUUUGUUAAUUUGGUUAAGUCUAACAUUAAUGCAUUUAUCAGUUAUCACAGAUGAGAUUGUUUUAUUCAUGAAUAUUGUGCAUCUUAUGUCAAUAAACGGUGCCACAGAUUGCA